Maniola jurtina (meadow brown) is the source of this 2572-nucleotide messenger RNA. RefSeq names its product protein masquerade (gene mas). The record is from RefSeq and is a predicted model, not a curated record. Gene Ontology annotation, biological process: proteolysis. The transcript is spliced from 14 exons. Gene Ontology annotation, molecular function: serine-type endopeptidase activity. The coding region runs from base 1 to 2037 and encodes 678 amino acids. NCBI's taxonomy places the organism in Eukaryota, Metazoa, Arthropoda, Insecta, Lepidoptera, Nymphalidae.
AUGUCAGCGGCCAGGGUCGCCCUCCUGGUGCUGGCUUUGCCGAGCAUCUACAGCCAAGACGAGUCCUUCGCCAGUUCCUUUCUCUCAGGUCUGCUGGACACGCUGGACACGCAGGUGGACGCGAAGAACUGUCCGGGCGUAUGCAUGCACGCGCUCGCUUCGCUCAUCUGCUCCAACGUGCUGGACGAGGUCGAGUGCCCCAACCCCUCCAUGAAGUGCUGCGUCGACGAGCCACUGGGGAACGACACGCUGACGACGACCCGCAAGCCGUUCACGACGCGCUACACCACCAGCGAGCCCUACUCCGAUGAGGACGAGACCACCACGCGCGCCAACGACCGAUACAAAGACAGUGGUAAUAUAGCCUGCCCGGGAGUGUGCGUGGAGUCCCGGUUGACGCAGUACUGCGAGGCCUACCUCACGUCCGGGGACCUGUGCGUGUCGGGGAGGCUCUGCUGCGUGUCCAAGGACGGGUAUGGGGACAAGAGGCCGCCGGACCUAGUUGUUCCUAAUGAGAAGAAACAUGUCACUAAAAGACCGCCUUCUACUGCGCUAACAACAACGCCACCUCCAAAACCGAGGCCAGGCAGGAAGUGCAGAGGCGACUGCAUCAGUGGUCUGUUCGCACUGCUGUGUGACCACGUGGACGAAGACGCCACCUGUCCCUCCGAGGGCACGUGCUGCCUCACCGAGCCGCACACUACGGAGCCCGCUACCAGGCGACCUCCCACCACGCCGCGCCCUACUACACCGCCUCCACUGCCGCGCUGCCCGGGCUACUGCCUGCUCAACAUAAUGGCAGCCUUCUGCGAGCGGCCUGCCGUGCUCCUCUCACACACCACUUGCAAGCACAGUGGAUCUAUCUGCUGUGAUAAUACCAGAGUUCCGCCGCGCACCACCACGAGGGCUACGACCACGACGACGACGACCACCACGACGCCGGCGCCCGUCGACCCGCGCCCCGACUGCCCCGGCUCCUGCAUUGUGUCGCUACUGUCCUUCACGUGCUUCCGUAACGCAGAAAUGACGGACGUGUUCAAAUGCAGGAAGGCGGGCACGCAAUGCUGCGCGCCCAAGUCGAAGGUUCUGGAGGCGAUCGGCGUGAACAGGAACGACACGUACCCCCUCGCCACCACACACCCCUACACGCACCCGCUCACCAUUGCGCACACGCACACCAUGCCUCACACCACUCCCAUGCCGCAAUAUGAACCAAACUACGUAACCACGCUGAGAACUCCAGAAAAGUACAACAAAUACGUCUGCGGUGUGAAAGGUACGACGUCCCGCGCCGGUCGAGUGAUGGGCGGCGAGGACGGCGAGCGAGGCGAGUGGUGCUGGCAAGUGGCGCUCAUCAACUCGCUCAACCAGUACCUGUGCGGCGCCGCGCUGGUCGGCACGCAGUGGGUGUUGACUGCCGCGCAUUGCGUUACCAACAUCGUCCGCUCUGGUGACGCGAUUUACGUGCGCGUCGGGGACCACGACCUGACGCGGAAGUACGGCUCUCCUGGCGCGCAGACGCUACGCGUAGCCACCACUUACAUACACCACAACCACAACAGCCAGACCCUGGACAAUGACAUAGCGUUGCUCAAGCUGCAUGGGAAAGCUGAGCUUAAAGAAGGUGUGUGCCUGGUGUGCCUGCCCGCGCGAGGGGUGAGCCACGCGGCCGGCAAACGCUGCACUGUCACCGGAUAUGGUUACAUGGGCGAAACGGGUCCUAUUCCACUGCGGGUGCGUGAAGCGGAACUGCCGAUAGUGAGCGACGCGGAGUGUAUCAGGAAAGUGAAUGCAGUGACAGAGAAGAUCUUCAUAUUGCCUGCUAGCUCCUUCUGCGCGGGCGGCGAAGAAGGGAACGAUGCUUGCCAGGGUGAUGGAGGAGGUCCUCUAGUAUGCCAGGAUGACGGUUUCUACGAGCUGGUGGGGCUGGUGUCGUGGGGCUUCGGCUGCGGGCGGCGCGACGUGCCCGGCGUCUACGUCAAAGUGUCCUCCUUCAUCGGCUGGAUCAACCAGAUCAUAUCCGUCAACAACCUAUAACACAGCCUAAACGCCUAACGCCUGAUUUACACUUUGUGAAGUGCAGGUGACAAGUAAUUAGUUAAUAGUUAUUGCAAUAGAGAUGUGACUACUAGUCAAAUCAGAAACUUUUUAUCAAACGUCAAAACCCCUCGCGUAGUCGGUAUGGGAGCUUGGGACGUGGACUUCUCACUUGCACUUGCUAUAAAACAAAGUGUAUAGGUACUGCAUACAUUUUGAGAUCUCAAAAUGUGUGCAUUAUAAAUCAGACGUAAGGCUAAUUUACACUUUGAUGACUGUUGGUGCUGUUCCUCCAGAAUCUAGCAUGGGCGUGGCCAAAUAAAACAGUUUAGAAAUUAACAAAAGACGAAUGAUACAUUAAUUCACUUAUAGGAUUUUUUUUAUUCAACAGUCACAAUAAAACAUUGAGGCUAUUUAAUACAUCAAUAAAUGAUGCUUCAGCUGUUAUGGUGCAUAUUGAUGCAGAUUCAAAGAUUCAAUUCAAGAAGAAAUCAAUAAAAUUAACCGACUUGUAAAACCAAUCAUAGUAGCUGUA